Molecule: messenger RNA, 762 nt
Organism: Neoarthrinium moseri
Lineage: Eukaryota; Fungi; Ascomycota; Sordariomycetes; Amphisphaeriales; Apiosporaceae
Exons: 2
Coding region: 1-762 (253 amino acids)
Biological process (GO): carbohydrate metabolic process
Source: RefSeq, a predicted model, not a curated record
AUGGCGCCGACGCAGCACAAAGCUCUCAUUAACGUUGACAUGGGCGAGGCCUAUGGGAACUACCUAUGCGGUCCGGACCAGGACUUGCUGCCGAUGAUAGAUCAUGCAAAUGUAGCUUGUGGUUUCCAUGCUGGGGAUCCCCUCAUCAUGAAGCAGACUGUCGCCCUAUGCAAGGCCCACAAUGUUAAGAUUGGUGCGCACCCGGGGCUUCCAGAUAUCCAAGGAUUUGGCCGCCGGGAGAUGAAGCUGAGCCCCGAAGAGCACACAGCCAACAUCAUCUACCAGGUCGGAGCCCUACAAGGGUUUCUCUCCGUCGAAGGUGUCGAACUGCAUCAUGUCAAGCCCCAUGGAGUAUUAUACGGGAUGAUGGUGCGAGAUCUGGAAGUGGCUCGCGCUGUUUGGGCCGGUGUGCCAAAAGGGAUGCGGGUGUUUGGACUUGCUGGCACGCAUAUGGAGACGGCAGCACAGGAAGCCGGUCUUGAGUUCUGGGCCGAAUACUACGGAGACGUCAAGUAUCGCGCCGACGGAACACUAAUAGUCGAUCGCAAGAAACAGCCGUGGCUUAUAGAUGAUGUGAAGGAACACGUCAGGUCGCAACUUGAGGAGAGCCGGGUCAGGGCGGUUACAGGAGAGACUGUAGACCUACCUGUCAAAGACUAUCCUGUCACUCUCUGCUGCCAUUCUGACUCGCCUGGUUGCAUUGAGAUAGUGAAAGCAACUAGGGAGAUUGUCGAUAGUUUCAACAAGGCUCGAGGGUUAUAA